AUGGAUCACCUCAAGAACGUCUUCGUUCAAUGUCAGCAGGAGGGUCGUCCAGCGCUGGUCACGUAUGUGACCGCUGGAUUCCCCACCGCGGAGGAAACCCCAGACAUCAUGCUGGGCAUGCAGGCGGGAGGCGCAGAUAUUAUUGAACUCGGCCUGCCCUUCACCGAUCCCAUAGCCGACGGUCCAACCAUCCAAAAAUCGAACCUGAAGGCCCUGCAGAAUGGAGUCACGAUCACCUCCAUGUUGGAGAUGGUGAGGACGGCACGAAGGAACGGGUUGACGACUCCGGUCUUGUUCAUGGGCUACUAUAACCCCAUCCUCCGGUACGGACAGUCACAGCUGCUAGCGGACUGUCUCGAGGCCGGGGUCAAUGGCUUCAUUAUCGUCGACCUACCGCCCGAGGAAGCUGUGCGCUUCCGCAAUGGCUGCACCAAGAACGGGCUCUCCUACGUCCCCUUGAUUGCCCCCUCUACCACCGAAGACCGUAUGAAGUUCCUCUGCCAGAUUGCUGAUUCCUUCAUUUAUCUCGUCUCGCGAAUGGGUGUCACGGGCGCCACGGGCACUCUCAACUCCGACCUGCCCGCCCUCAUCCAGCGAGUCAAAGAGCUUUCUGGUAAUGUCCCGGUAGCCGUCGGAUUUGGUAUCAGCACGCGCGAGCAUUUCCUGAGUGUCACCUCUAUUGCCGAUGGUGCCGUCAUCGGAAGUCAGGUCAUUACGGUCCUUCAAGACGCUCCAGCCGGACAGGCCGCCCGGGCCGUGGAGGAUUAUUGCUUUAAGAUCACCCAACGACACGGUCGGACCGGUGCACCCCUAGCUCCAUCGCCGAGCCAGAAGCAAAAUGCGGCCCAUCAGCCUACGACCGAGGGCGAGACGACCGCGACGACGGAGGGAUCUGGAAAGUUCGGCGUUUUCGGCGGACAGUAUGCCCCAGAGGCACUCACAACCUGCUUGGCCGAACUAGAUGCUGGGUUUGAGGCCGCGAGAAAGGAUCCCGUUUUCUGGGAGGAAUACAAGUCGUUCUAUCCGUACAUGGGCCGGCCCUCUAGCCUGCACCAGGCUCCGCGACUCUCCGAGUACGCCGGCGGCGCGAACAUCUGGCUGAAACGCGAGGAUCUCAACCACACGGGGUCCCACAAGAUCAACAACGCCCUGGGGCAGAUCCUGGUGGCACGUCGCCUAGGGAAGACGGAGAUCAUCGCCGAGACGGGCGCCGGCCAGCAUGGUGUGGCUACAGCGACGGUCUGUGCUAAAUUCGGCAUGAAGUGCACGAUCUAUAUGGGAGCAGAGGAUGUCCGCCGCCAAGCCUUGAACGUCUUUCGGAUCCGGCUCUUGGGAGCCACGGUGGUCCCCGUCGAAGCGGGGUCGCGCACGCUCCGGGACGCCGUCAAUGAAGCCUUCCGGGCAUGGAUCACGCGCUUGGACACCACGCAUUAUAUCAUUGGAUCCGCGAUUGGCCCUCAUCCUUUCCCGACUAUGGUGCGUACCUUCCAGAGCGUGAUUGGAGAUGAAACAAAGGCCCAGCUGGGCGAGCUAGGCAAAAGCCCGGAUGCCGUUGUUGCCUGUGUUGGAGGUGGCUCUAACGCCGUCGGCAUGUUCUACCCGUUUUCCAAAGAUCCUACGGUCGAGCUGGUUGGUGUGGAAGCCGCCGGUGACGGCUUGGACACGGCCCGGCAUUCGGCGACCCUGAGUCGCGGCUCCGUCGGUGUGCUGCAUGGCGUGCGAACCUAUGUCCUGCAGGACCAGCACGGCCAGAUUUCCGAAACUCACUCGGUCUCGGCUGGUCUCGAUUACCCCGGCGUGGGUCCUGAACUCGCGGGCUGGAAGGAGAGCAAUCGCGCAACCUACCUGUCGGCCACCGAUGCCCAGGCGCUAGAAGGAUUCCGAUUGCUGAGCCAGCUGGAAGGCAUCAUUCCCGCACUGGAGACCUCCCACGCGGUCUGGGGUGCGAUUCAGACCGCUAAGAGGCUGGGACCCGGCAAGGAUCUCGUCCUGUGCUUGAGUGGCCGCGGUGACAAAGACGUACAGAGCGUCGCCGAUGAGCUGCCCAAGCUCGGCCCUCAGAUUGGGUGGGACUUGCGUUUUUAA
Penicillium cinerascens is the source of this 2085-nucleotide messenger RNA. RefSeq names its product Tryptophan synthase. Gene Ontology annotation, molecular function: tryptophan synthase activity. Bases 1 to 2085 code for a protein of 694 amino acids. Gene Ontology annotation, cellular component: cytoplasm. The transcript is spliced from 3 exons. Gene Ontology annotation, biological process: L-tryptophan biosynthetic process. NCBI's taxonomy places the organism in Eukaryota, Fungi, Ascomycota, Eurotiomycetes, Eurotiales, Aspergillaceae. The record is from RefSeq and is a predicted model, not a curated record.